Messenger RNA from Bactrocera oleae (olive fruit fly), 2250 nucleotides. RefSeq names its product DNA polymerase subunit gamma-2, mitochondrial (gene PolG2). Lineage: Eukaryota; Metazoa; Arthropoda; Insecta; Diptera; Tephritidae. Gene Ontology annotation, biological process: mitochondrial DNA replication. The record is from RefSeq and is a predicted model, not a curated record. Gene Ontology annotation, cellular component: mitochondrion; cytoplasm.
AAUUUUAAGAAAUAUAGGGACGAUGCCAGACUCUAGUCUAUUCAACCCCGUAUUUAACUUGUUUAACAUAUUCUGAUUUGAUAAGUAUUAAUCGAUUCAUACAAAUAAAAAUGAAGUAGGUAAUCACUGAGCGCUAUCGAUGAUACUAAAAUUCAAAAGCAUCGAUAAAAGUAAACAUCAUUGGACACGCAUAAUCAAGUUAUUAUUUAUGCAAUAUACAUAUUUUGUGAACGUUUUGUAACCGGCGAAAUGCAGCGAAUUUUAUAUAAAACUCGUAAAUAUUGCACAAUUCUAAAGGAAGUGAGUAAAAAUCAAAAAUUUGACAACCCGAAGGAAAAGAAGUUGAAUUUUUCGGAACUAAAAUUUCCGUCGAAAGUUCCAAGUGAACCAAUAAAACAAAGUUUUCCAACAGAUGAAAAACCUGUAAUAGAUAACACAACUAUACAACUCCUUGAGCGUCUGGCUUUAGUUAAUUUAGAAAGUAAAGAAGCUUUGACUGCAUUGGAAAAAAGUAUAGAAUUUGCGGAGAAAAUUUCACACAUCGACACAACCAACGUAUUGCCACUAUAUACUGUCUUGGAGGAUCAAAACCUAUAUUUACGCGAAGAUUCUGUAACAGAAGGAAACUGCAGAGAAGAUAUUCUACGUAGUGCAACAGUUACUGAGGAGGAUUAUUUCGUCUGUCCACCCGGCAAUAUUCCACUACAACAAAAAGAAAAAGAUUUUACUGAUAAUUAAACGCGCCGAAUAUGAAGCAGUUGAAACAAGUUAUUGAGGCUUUACAUUCAUCUCAUUAUUUAAGUGCCUCAAUUGACGCUAAUGGGUCGUUAAACACCUGCAAGUUGUUAGAAAAUGGUAUUAAAUAUAGUGAACAACUGUUAGUCCAUUGGCGCAGGACACAUUCAUUAAAUAAGGAAGUAAACAAUAAUUUCACGAAUGUCAUUGAAGACAAUGGCUCAGUUGAUACUGAUAAUAGAUUUAAUUUUAUAUUUUCGAAACAACUUCAUGACGGAAUUAGGUAUUUAUGUAGUAAAUCGACAAAUCAACAAUAUCCAGCAAUUUGGAAAACUGUACAAAACGUACAUGUUAACAAUUUAAAUAAGGUUGAUGUUUCUACAACGAAAAAUCGCACAUACUUGAUCACAGAUUACUUAACUCAUCCGGCCAAAGGUGUUACUGAUUUUUUCAAAGCUCAACGUGAAUGCAAAAUCUGGUGGAUGCGCUUUAGUACCGAUCCCAGCAAAUACUAUUUAGAUCCAUAUAAAUUUAGUGACAUUUCGGAGUCAAUGUUACCUCCUGGCACCCAAUCGAUUACAAUUAGAUCAAAAUUACCCUAUGUUACGCUAGAUGUGGAGUCAAUAACCUUAGUUCCUCUAUUAAAAUCGCAGCUGAAGGAAAAACCAAAUGCAAUUUUAUCGAAUAAUACCGGUGGUCUAGAUAUCGCACCCGCCGUUAUACGUUCAGUUAUUGAUCUGCAGGCUGCAACAAGUGCCGUUCUCUUCGAUAGCGUUGAUAACGAAUAUGAAAACACUUUGUUGCUCAAUAGAAAAUUAGCGCCUUAUCAAUGUGUCGUAGCUUGCUAUCAUCAAGGUAACAAAUUGAACGAAUUGAAAGAUCUGUGUUUGCAUAUAAAUAAUGUGCUGUCGGGGUCCGGUCUACGUUUGAAACAAGAAAAUAUGAUUUUUACCGAAUGUUACGAUAAAUUGGAUGAUGAACUUUAUAAAUGUGAUAGCUUAGGUAUACCAUAUGCAGUGAUCAUCAACGAAAGUUCCCUUCAGAAUGGCCUAUUAAAACUACGUAGUCGUGAUACCACCUUAGAGGAAACGAUACAUAUUAGCGAUUUGCCAACUUAUUUAUUACAAAUAUUUUCAAACUAAAUAAUCAAAAACAAAAACAAAAUAAUUAUAUAAAAAUCAUUAAUUAAAAUCGCUCAAGUACUGGCGCACAUUAAACCCUACUACUUGACUUAUGCAUAUAACAAAAUCCAGUCCGACUGUACACUGCAAACGCGACGUACCAUCCAUUACAUUUUCGCCCGAAACAAAACUAAGUAGUUUAAGAUUGACUAAUGUUGAAACUUGUGAAAGCAAGUUACAAGUUAAACCAACUUUCUCCUCAAGUAUUGCAUAAAAUAUGGCUAAAAGGCGGUCAACACUGAAUGAUUUUGGCCCAAUAUAAGUAUUCAUUUUCUCUGUUACCUGGUAAAAUGGAAAUAUAAAAUGUUUAGUAGUUCGCACAUCAACAAUUUAA